Arabidopsis thaliana (thale cress) is the source of this 1579-nucleotide messenger RNA. Its product is annotated as Plastid-lipid associated protein PAP / fibrillin family protein. The coding region runs from base 199 to 978 and encodes 259 amino acids. Gene Ontology annotation, cellular component: chloroplast stroma. The record is from RefSeq and is marked reviewed. NCBI's taxonomy places the organism in Eukaryota, Viridiplantae, Streptophyta, Magnoliopsida, Brassicales, Brassicaceae. The transcript has 5 exons.
AAAUUUUAUAAUAGAGUCAGUGCAGUGUAUGGUGGGGGGGAGAGAUAGAUGCUAAAAGAUGGAUAAAAUAACCAAAAAAAACUGUCCAUUCUCCUCCCCAUAAAUCUAUCUCUCUCUCUUUUUCCUCAAAUCCCAUCUUCUUCUUCUACUUCUUAUUAAGCUCCAUUGGGUUUAGAGAUUCUGGUGUAUAAACUGCUAAUGACGAGUAACCUUUUCCAGCCACCAUCAAUGGCAGCUUCACGAGGAGCAAUCUCGAGAAGAACAGGAAACGUGAAAGUAUUAGUCUCUUUCACCAGUUCUAAUGGCAAAACGCUGAGUUUUAGUGACAACUCAUUUAGGCUCAGACCCAUGUUCAUCGGGAAAGUCACAGAACAGAGUUCUUGUUCCUCCCCAAAUGAACAACAACAAGAUGAAGAACAAGAACAAGAACAAGAAGAGAUUACAGUUUCUCAUAUAAAAGAAGAGCUCUACGAAGCUCUCAAAGGGAUCAAUAGAGGGAUAUUCGGAGUUAAGUCGGAUAAAAAGACAGAGAUCGAGGGACUGGUGAAGCUUUUGGAAUGUCGGAAUCCGACACCGGAGCCGACUGGAGAGUUAGACAAGAUCGGAGGUUGCUGGAAACUCAUUUACAGUACAAUCACUGUAUUGGGUUCUAAACGAACUAAAUUGGGUCUUCGAGAUUUCGUCUCUCUUGGUGAUCUUCUUCAACAGAUUGACAUUGCUCAGGGCAAAACGGUCCAUGUGUUGAAAUUCGAUGUCCGGGGAUUGAAUCUACUCGACGGCGAGUUUAGAAUCGUCGCUUCCUUCAAGAUCUCGUCCAAAUCGAGUGUAGAGAUUACUUAUGAAAGCUCAACGAUCAAACCAGACCAGUUGAUGAACAUAUUUAGGAAGAACAUGGAUCUUCUUUUGGGAAUCUUCAACCCCGAGGGACUAUUCGAGAUUUCGUAUCCUUUUUUAAUUAAAAUCCAAAAUCGUAACUAGAAUUGUGUUUGUUAUGGAUUGGAUUCCUUGAUUCUGAGAAAUUAUUGCAGAUACUUAGACGAAGAUUUACAAGUAGGGAGAGAUGGGAAAGGGAAUGUUUUUGUUUUGGAAAGAAUAGAGAAACCUUAAAUCUUUUAUACCAAAAUGUUUACUGCAUUUUUUUCAAACUCAUUUCCAUAAGAAGAAAUUGCUUGUUUCUCAAGAAAAUUUUCAAUUUUUUCUUUGGUUUGGGUUAUGACCAUCAGUAUUUCUUCUUUCUUUUGGUUUAAAAGAAGAAGAAAAAUCUAGAUUUAGUCUUUUUUUUGUCUUGGGAAUGUUAGUAACUCCAGUUCAUUCAUUAUUGACAUAAUUGAUUCCUCAAUAAUACUGUAUAAGUACUAUUAGCUUGCUCCCAUCUGUUUACUUCUAAGUCCUAGUGUUGAUAUUACAACAAAAGAACUAAAGAAGAUGGUGAGAAAUGUUUUCUCACUAGAUAUUUGGGCUUAAAUGGGCCUUUAAUUUGAGAAUUGGGACUAGAAAAUGGGCUGGUAGUCCUAAUGGUCUACUCUACUCAUUUUGGGAUGCAAAAAUUUCACGUUGUCGUUCUCAUUUUUUUAAGUAA